UAUCUCAUCGUUUGGACUAGAGAUGGGCCGAAUGCGGACUUUUGCCGAAUACGAAUAUUCAGCCAUAGCCAUCCAGCAACAUUCGGUUUAGCUGUUACCGAACCGAACAUUCGGCCGAAUAUUCGGUUGAGCCAUAUUUUAAAUCUUGGCUUAGAGUUAAAAACGUGUCAAUGAUUGUCCACAAUGGCUCCCGGCACACCCAACCCUGCCAAGAUGCUCUUGCGCAGUGAGAUCUCGGCGCGGAUAGCCGCGCUGUCUGCUGAGGAGAAGACUCGGCAGUCCAGGGUGGUCUAUGAAAAGGUGAUCAACCACCCCUGGUACAAGUCGUCGAAACGGAUCGCGCUGUACAUGAGCACAGACCAGGAGGUAGACACCUCACCGCUUCUCCAACACGUCAAGUCCAAAGGGACGGCUUUCGUGCCCCAAUACGCUGGAGGUCACAUGAAGAUGCUGCGAGUGGAAGCAGGAGACGAAGCCAGCAUGGACGUCACCAAGCACGGCAUCGCUCAGCACAAGAAGGAUGCCAACAGGGAUGAUGCUUUGGAGUCAGGUGGGCUGGACCUCAUUAUCACGCCAGGGCUGGCGUUCAGCAGAUCUGGAAGCCGUCUCGGACACGGGGGUGGCUACUAUGACCGCUACCUCGCCAGAGUUAGGAGCAACCCUGACACUGCUCCCAAGGUUGUGGCUUUGGCUUUUAACUGCCAAGUCGUAGAUGAAGUUCCAGUCGACGAGAACGAUCAAAAAGUGGACGAAGUUAUAGCAGCUGAAUAAAAAACUCAUAGUAUAGUUUGUCCGGCGGGCUAAGGCAAAAGAGCCAUAAAAUUAAGAUAAUUAGUUAAUCAAUUUUAAAAAUAGCUUAAGUCAUUCAUUACAUGAACGAAAAGCUAACGUAAUAAUAUGUGUUAAGGUUCAAUGUCAAAUGAACGUCACUAAAAUUCUAGUAGCAAUAAAAAUAUUGGAGGGUAGGGUUGCCACUGCGCCACCAUCGGGAGUGUCGUACCUAUUAGGACCAAUGUAUGUAGACUAUGUAGUAGGAAAUAUGUUCAUUUUAAUAUGCCUACUUGUCAGUAAAAGAUCAUUCGCGAAGUGAAUCACUAAUUAUAUUUUAUUGAAACUUA
Leguminivora glycinivorella is the source of this 1118-nucleotide messenger RNA. RefSeq names its product 5-formyltetrahydrofolate cyclo-ligase-like (gene Mthfs). Gene Ontology annotation, cellular component: mitochondrion. Gene Ontology annotation, biological process: folic acid-containing compound biosynthetic process; tetrahydrofolate interconversion. Bases 184 to 771 code for a protein of 195 amino acids. NCBI's taxonomy places the organism in Eukaryota, Metazoa, Arthropoda, Insecta, Lepidoptera, Tortricidae. The transcript has 6 exons. Gene Ontology annotation, molecular function: 5-formyltetrahydrofolate cyclo-ligase activity. The record is from RefSeq and is a predicted model, not a curated record.